AUCCCGUAAAAACCUGAAAGUAAAUUAAUCACGAAGAACAGAUGAGAUGAGAGGAGAGGGGAUGACCCCACAUGAUUAGUUUUAAUCACGUCCGUCUUUAAUCUCUUUAUAUAAACCCCUCUUCUUUGAUUUUCUUCCCACACUCACCACUUUCUCUUCUUCUUCUUUCUUUACGUUUACUAGUCAAGAAGAGGAAAGAUGAAAAUGCCAAUCCAUUCUGUUUCUCUGUGCUUCUUCUUCUUCUUCUUCUGUCUUCUUGUCCUGUCCCCAGCUCUUAUUUCCUCUUCCCCUGUUCAUGACCCAGAAUCUGUUGUACAAGAAGUACACAGGAAGCUCAAUGCGUCUAGGAGAAACUUGGGUUAUCUGUCAUGUGGAAGUGGGAAUCCGAUUGACGAUUGCUGGAGGUGUGACCCCAACUGGGAGAAUAACCGGCAGAGACUAGCUGACUGCGCAAUUGGUUUUGGCAAGAAUGCCAUUGGUGGGCGAGAUGGUAAAAUAUAUGUUGUCACUGACUCUAGUGACCAUGAUGCUGUAAACCCGAAGCCAGGGACGCUAAGGCAUGCUGUCAUCCAAGAUGAACCAUUGUGGAUCAUUUUUGCUCGUGAUAUGACGAUUCAAUUGAAGGAAGAACUCAUCAUGAACUCUUUCAAGACAAUAGACGGUCGAGGUGCCAGUGUUCAUAUAGCCGGUGGUCCAUGUAUAACUAUACAGUACGUUACUAACAUUAUAAUUCAUGGUUUACACAUUCAUGACUGUAAACAAGGAGGAAAUGCCAUGGUGAGGGACUCCCCAAACCACUACGGCUGGAGAACAAUAUCAGACGGUGAUGGAGUCUCCAUCUUUGGAGGAACCCACGUCUGGGUUGAUCAUUGUUCUCUAUCAAAUUGUCGAGAUGGACUCAUUGAUGCCAUUCACGGCUCAAGUGCCAUCACCAUUUCGAACAAUUACAUGACCCACCAUGAUAAGGUCAUGUUGCUGGGCCACAGCGAUUCCUACACACAAGACAAGAACAUGCAGGUUACUAUAGCCUUUAAUCAUUUUGGAGAAGGGCUUGUCCAGAGAAUUCCAAGAUGUAGACAUGGAUAUUUCCAUGUGGUAAACAAUGACUAUACUCAUUGGGAAAUGUACGCAAUUGGAGGAAGUGCUGCACCAACCAUUAAUAGUCAAGGAAACAGAUUUGCUGCACCUGAUGCCAGAUUCAGUAAAGAAGUUACAAAGCAUGAAGAUGCUCCACAAAGUGAAUGGAAGAAUUGGAAUUGGAGAUCCGAGGGCGACCUGAUGCUUAAUGGUGCAUUUUUCACCCCAUCUGGGGCGGGCGCCUCGUCCAGCUACGCCAAAGCUUCGAGCUUAGGCGCUAAGCCAUCUUCUCUUGUGGGUUCCAUAACUGGCGGAGCUGGCGUGCUUAAUUGCCGGCGGGGCUCGCGUUGCUAGUUUGAAAAUGUGUUGUUGGACUACUAUACUAAUUAGGUAGUAUCCAGAAGUAGAAGACAAAGGAGGAAAUUGAAGAAAAAGCGUACCCUAUAGAAUUAAUUGGCUUUUUCUUAUUUCCUUUUUUCUUUUUACUAUUGUUUUCUACUCUUGUCUUUUUUAUUUUUUUUCUUUUUUUAUUCAACUUUGAUGAUUACAACCUCGACCUGUAGCUCUUGGAUACCAUCGAAGGACUCUUUAAGAAUCUCGAUGGGCUGAGAGAAAACAAGUGCAGAAGCGUUGGUUAUACUAAAUUAUCUUAUUUAUAUCAAAGCUCCAUAUUUGUGUC
Messenger RNA from Mangifera indica (mango), 1756 nucleotides. Its product is annotated as probable pectate lyase 5. Gene Ontology annotation, molecular function: pectate lyase activity. The coding region runs from base 199 to 1431 and encodes 410 amino acids. The transcript is spliced from 4 exons. Lineage: Eukaryota; Viridiplantae; Streptophyta; Magnoliopsida; Sapindales; Anacardiaceae. The record is from RefSeq and is a predicted model, not a curated record.